Molecule: messenger RNA, 5525 nt
Organism: Strigops habroptila (Kakapo)
Lineage: Eukaryota; Metazoa; Chordata; Aves; Psittaciformes; Psittacidae
Gene: C2H11orf87
Product: chromosome 2 C11orf87 homolog
Exons: 2
Coding region: 273-749 (158 amino acids)
Source: RefSeq, a predicted model, not a curated record
CGGGGCGGCUGUCGGCUGCGGGCGGCGCUCCCCGAACCGGCGGCGGCUCCGCUCUGCGCGCUCACUCCGCGCUGCCGCAGAACACGGCGCCCGCGGAGCCCGGGCGCUCCCUCCGCCGGCGCAGGCUGCUCUGUCACUUCAGAGCGAGCGUGAGGCUGAGGCGGCAGCAUCCCGGGCUUUUCCAGCGAGCGCCCGCCUGCAGCCCGGCACCUAUCGAAAUUCAGACGUCUUCGGAGAGGGGAGGAAGAUCCUCAUCUUCCGAAGCCUCCUCAAUGAGUGCCAAGCUCUCCAAGGAGUUGAGGCUGUCGCUGCCACCUUGUCUCCUGAACAGGACAUCUGCCACCUUAAACACCAGCAGCACCUGCAUCACGCAAGUGGGUCAACUCUUCCAGUCCUUCUCAUCCACCUUGGUUUUAAUUGUCCUGGUCACCCUCAUCUUCUGCCUAAUCCUCCUCUCCCUCACCACCUUCCACAUCCACAAGAGGAAGAUGAAGAAGCGGAAAAUGCAAAAGGCUCAGGAGGAGUAUGAACGGGACCACUGCACCUGCAGCAGCAAUAGCAGCAGCCGGCACCCUGGGACAGGGGUGCAGGGAGAGGCACCCCAAGGAAGAGACAGCCGGCUGGGAAGACCCCCCCAGGACUCGGAGAUCCAGCGCCCCUCUUCGUCAGCAGCCCCAAGCUCCCAGCAAGCACGGGCUUGUUUGGACACAGCUGGUGCCGGGCUCCUGCAGACGGUGAUUUUGUCAUGAUGGUUUAGGGGGAGACCUCGCGAAGGCACUGGUUUGUGUUUGUAAAUACCUGAGUGAUUAUUCUAGCCCCCGAAGAAGAAAACAUUUCUAGUUAAAAUGAACGAACAAGCCCAUGAUCCAAGCGCAUGACAGAUCACAUUGCGUUUCUCAUUGACUGUGUGAGGAAAGGAUGCUUCUUUUUACUGGAGAAGAAGCUGCACACAGCUCUAAAUACUAAGUCGUCCACCUGGAGGAGAGGGUCAGGGGUGUGGGGGAUCCCUUUUCCCUGCACAUCAUUACCCUGAGGACCGGGACAGUCCCAGUCUCUUGGGAUUCCCACUGCACCCUGUGUCACCAUUGCAUGGUGUGGGGGGAGAGGCAGGUCUGGCGGGUGCCUUGGGAUCCUCUGUCCCCUUGGAGCAGAGCAACAGUCCACCCUGGUCUCUCUCCUUUUGUGCUAGGACCUAUGCCCCUGUCCCACCCCUCUCGCUCUUUUCCAGGACUGGCUAUUGUUUUGUGUAGAAAUGGCCACCCCUAGUUGGGCUUAACUGCAAGUACCCUCCAGCCCCACAGCCCCGUGCCCCAGCUGCAGUGCUGAGUAUCCCAGCGUUGGGGGGAAUGGAGCCAGCUAUGUGCACAGAGCGAUGCUGAGCUUUCCUCUCCCCUCAGCUCCCUUCAUCUUCAAAUGCCCCCCAUCCCCAUCCCCAUGCCAUGAGCCCUGAAACCCAAAUCGAGUACUGUUUUGUGUGGCAGGAUGAGGUGAUGUGCAGUAACUUGCCCAUCCUCUCCCAGGGGAGGUUGUCCUUGUGCCUCCUGUUGGUCCUGAAACAAUCCAGUUCUGCACCAGGCACCCUGCUCCGAAUGCCUGCGUUUACAGCUUCGCCUCCCAGCAAGAAAUCCUGCAGCAGUAUUGAGCUGGCUUCUACUUUUUUAGGCUGAUAGAUAUUUUUAACCCUCCCAAUCUAGUAGACAGUUAGGGACAGACAACACUUAGUUUUCUCCCUUUUCCCCUCUUGGGGAACAAACCAUGCAGUUGUGCAAAAUGUCCGCUCCUAUUUAUUUUGGAAGUGGCUGGUGUAGUUUCUCCUUAGCAAGCACCAGGAGUUUUUUGCCAUCCAUGGAUGGCAGGUGUGAGUGGCUGUUAGUGCCGUGUGUGUUGGUUGGAGCAGCAUCGGGUACAGAAACUGUGGCUUUGCUUAGUGAUUAAAUCAAUGACCAUUGCUUGAAGGUGCCUUAACACAGUGCCAUAUCCAAACUUUGAGUCGUCUUGUGUGGUAUUGUAGCAGAGGCAGCCCUCUACUGUACAUAUUAACAUCUGAAAAUAUAGCAAAGAAGAAGUGAUCCCGAGAGAUUUCUCUUUUUUUAAAUUAUUUUUUUCUUUCUAGCCUGGCAUUCAAAGUGAUCUGAGGAGAUAGUUAUAGCCCACAGCUUUUAGUAUUUUGUAAUCACUUACUCCCUCUCUGCUGUACUCUGCCUCCCAGGGUGGCUGUUUGGCUACAAAAAUCCCGGGGAGAUGUGUGGCACUAAGCCGGGAGUGAAUGCCAUUAACCAAUUUAAAACUGGGAAAGAGGGUGGCAGAACUGCUCUGUAAUCCCCUCAUAGCCCCAAAAUGCAGAGAUUUCAGGGCAGUGUUUCUGUUACCUGGGUUUAUCCCUUUCCAGUCUUGCCUGGUAUGAUGGGAAAUUGCUGUUGAGUUUGCACCUGUGCCUCCAGUGUUUUAGGCAAGUCCUGAAUUACCCAGCUCACGGAGCUGCUCCACCAGCUGAGGUUAGUGUGGCAACUGUUCCUGCAGCCGAGUGGGGUUGUGCACAUUGCAGUUUGAUGGGAGCGAUGGCUGACUCUCGCCCUCAGCUCGUAUGAUCAGAUGCUAAUGGCUUCCUGGUUGUUGCUGGGUGAAGAAAUUGGCGUUGUUUUGUUUCCCCUAAUAAAGGAUGCAUGAACUUUUGUGUUUAACCUCCUUAUGCAACUGCAGCACAGUAUUGCACCACAGGGAUUAGAUUUAGGACAAUGAAAAGCGUUCAGUGAGCAGUAAUGGAGCUUCCUGAUCGUUGAUCUCCACUAAAUAGAUAUUACUUUCCCCUUUAUUUUGUGCCUUUAAACAAGACAAGACAAAAAACAAACAAAAAAAUCACCAACAGUGUAUAAUUUUAAGUUUUAUAAAAGCAGUAAGAUGUUCCAAAUUACUCCAGUGCAUUUCUGGUUGAUGAUUCCACUUCUUUAGUGUCUGAAGUCAGAUACUCUUCCUUCUGCCUUAUGCACUCAAGGCAUGCAAUAAUUCCCCAGAAGUGUGCUGCUUGUCACAUCUCAUUGCAGUUAUGAAAUUGCCCUAUUUUUAAAGAGAAAAAGAAGGAUGGAGAUAUAUAUAUAUCUUUAUAUAUAUUAUGGAUAUACAGGUAUAUAUAUUAUUUAUACAAUCUCAUGGCACUAAAAGUAGUUGCAAAAAUGUAACUAGAAUUAAAAUCUUUUAUCAUGUAAAACUCUAUCCUCUGUUAAGUAGCUUUGAUUUAAUAUUUUAAUAUCUCUGUAUUUAUGUAAAUCUGUGUAAAUUAUGUGGUCUAUAAGUAAAAUUUCAUACUGACUUUAAUUUUCUCAGAACUGUGAGCUUCUUGUGGUGUCAUUUAAGGUUUGGUUUUUUUUAUUUCUGAAGUUAAAUUCUACAAAAUAUAAGAAGUUAUAAAUUCCUAUUAUCACACAGAACUGUUCGUGUGUACUUCCAGUACACAAUCCUAUCUUGAAGUACUGCAAGCUUACGAGGUUUAAUUGAAUGGUCUCAGGAGAUCUAGCUGAUAGAAGCAGGACACGUAGGUUUUCAUUUUCAUGAAACAAUAAGCAAUCUAGGGAAUAGAUGUGGAUUUUUAAAACAGAGUUUAUGCAUGGAGGUUCUGUCAAAUCAAUUGCUUCAAAACCCUACAGCUACAGCUAAACUUCUGCACUUAGCAUUCAGUAUUAAUAAGGCUGAUGCUUCUUUCCCCUCCCCCUGCUGCUUAAACUAGAAAAGUGUACGAAAUCGUUCAUAUUUCUAAAGCAUACAUUUGCAGCUAACUGUAAAACUGCCCAGAGGGUUUUGAAUAUACAUAUUUUAUGCAAGUAUAAUAUCUAUGUCUCUGUAUCCAUAUAUUUAAAUAUUUUUGUGUAACCUUUUCUACGAUAUUUGAUAGAGGUGCCGGGUGAAUGCUUGUACCAUUCUCCUAUGUAAGGAAGGAUUUAUACCCUCUUGAUGCAGACAUUCUUUUUCCUGUGAAUUUGCACUGGUUUCAGCAAGUUACGAUGGAGACUGGGCAGCUGAGUGCUGACUGCUGGAAGCACAGACAGUCUUUCGUCUGUUCAAGAGCAUAUCCUCCAGCCGGAUUUUCCUGGUUCGGAAUUGGAGACAGUUACCCACAAGCAUCCUGCAUGUGUAAGAAUAAGAAGUGCUGUGGUUCUCGACAGUUCCUGUCCAGUCCAGCCAUCAUCCUGCGGAAGAAGCAUGACAGCAGUGAGUUGGUUUGUAGAUCUUAGUGAGAACUUGGAGCCUGCUGGGCGAUACCAUGGCAGAGCUGGGGCUGGAUCAGGCUGUUGGCAAUGCCUCGUCCUGCGCUCUCAUCCUCAGAGCCUGCUGCUGCCCUGGGUCUUCAUCCAGCUCCCACUGGCACCAACAGGAGAGGCUUCCACUGACUGCCAAGGGACUUGGAUUCUGUCUGAGGUCCACGUGGAGGGUGGCAGCGCUCCAUAUGACCACCAUGGGCCCUGCUCUGCAUCUGCCCCAUCAACCUCCAUGGGGAUGGAAACCACUGCAUCCCACAAGGUCUGGGGUUCUUCAGCCUGGUGGCACUGGGGAACCUGCGCUGCUACAGUCAGAUCUGCUUCUACAGACUGAGGUGUUUAGGUUUCUACAUGGAUCCUGUGUGGAUCAUGGACAGGGAAUGUCUUUUCAUUAAAAUGUGUCAUUCCAGCAUUUUUUUCUGGAGGGGUUUGUCUACUGGAAGUGUAGUCUCAGAUGAAAUUUGCAGGCUCUCCAUCCAGACAUGUUACAGCUUUUGAUACAUCUCUCUUAGACAUACAUCUAUAUAUAUAUAUAUAGAUACAUAUGUCGGAAAAAAAAAAGAGCUGGACAAAAAGCAAGGAACAGAGACUCCACAUUAUAGACAAAACUGUCCUAUGACUAAAAAUGGGGGGCGGGGAGUGAGAUUAUUUUAUUUUUAAUUAAUGUUAAAGGCUACUAUCUUUAAUGUAAAUAGCAAGUUACUCUGUGAUUAAUGUUUUCCAUAGCAUUUCUAAGUACUUGCUAUCUUGUUUUUGGAAAAUUAUGUCCAGUGUUAUGAAGCAACUGUGCUUUUCUUCUUCUGUUGUUAUGAAUAUGAGUGUAACUUUUAUGUAGGGAGGAAAAAGAACAUGAUUUGACUCUUUAGACAGGACCGAAUUAUUUUAAAUCCAGUUAUAGGACUUUGUUGGUUUUUUUCUUUCUAGUGGUUAUUUUCUCUGCACGUUUGUAUUUUUCUAUGGGUACUUGAAAUCCUACAUUUUAAUAAGUACGCAAGGUAUGAAGGGAAACAUUAACAAUGAAGUAGGAAACAUUCAUUUUCCUGUUUUGUGUAAAUUGCAAAAUUUAUAAUGACUUAGAUACCAUUUCAUUACAUUUCUCAUCAAUGUAGAAGUUGGCAUGACCCAUAUAAAAACCUUUAAUAGUGCUUUUGUUUAUGUUAAAAAUUAGAACUACUUUUAUCCAUGACUGACUUUCUCAUCUCUUUCUGGUAUCUAACUCUUUUUUUCCCUGAAGCCAAGUUUUCCAUCUGAUUGCUAAAUAAAUUUCUAGUAGAA